This is a messenger RNA of Sclerotinia sclerotiorum 1980 UF-70, 240 nucleotides long. RefSeq lists its product with no specific name. The transcript is spliced from 2 exons. The record is from RefSeq and is a predicted model, not a curated record. The coding region runs from base 1 to 240 and encodes 79 amino acids. NCBI's taxonomy places the organism in Eukaryota, Fungi, Ascomycota, Leotiomycetes, Helotiales, Sclerotiniaceae.
AUGCACCUCCUCCAACCCCGUCUCAUCAUCCUCCUACUCUUCUCCCUCUCAACCCAAAUAUUCGCCUCUCUAACCGAACGCAAACUCUGCAUCAAAAAUGGAGAAGUAUGUCACCUCACAGGCGAAUCAUGCUGUGAUGGAUUCAAGUGUGCGCUCGCGCAUGGGGGGAAGGCAAAUGUGGGGUAUUGUACUGAGAGUGGGUUUUUGUUGCAGGAUUAUUAUCAGGUUAGGUUGCCUUGA